CUCGUACAGCUUCUAUCACCAUGACGGCUCCCACCCGCUCCAUUGCCAUCGUCACCGACUACGACUGGUCCUACGCCGACCAGGAUACGGACCGCUACGUGUUCGAGGUCCUCGCACCUCACCUUCGCUCCUCGCUUCGGGAGGGCAAGAAGACAGCGCAGUGGACCGACAAUUGCGCCGAGCACCUGCGCCGCCUGCACGCCGAGGGCUUCAAGCAGAAGGACGUCGAGGGUGCUCUCCACACGCUCCCGAUCCACCCGGCCAUGCGUCGUGGGUUCCGCAAGACCAAGGAGCGCCAGGACCUCAAGACGACGAUCCUCUGCCUCUCCAACUCGAACUCGGUCUACAUCGACACCAUCAUGAAGCACCAGAACGACGCCGACCUGUUUGACGAGGUCAUCACCAACCCGGCCAAGUUCCGCGACGACGGCCUCCUCGAGCUCAAGCGCCGCGUCGACCCGAACGGCCCGCAACACGGCUGCAAGGUCGGAUGCUCGCCCAACAUGUGCAAGGGCGCCGAGCUCGAGGCGUGGAUGGAGCGCAACGGCGGGUGGGACUCGUUCGACAAGGUCGUCUACGUCGGCGACGGCUCGAAUGACCUGUGCCCGGUCCUGCACCUCCGCAAGCAGGAUGUUGUCCUCGUCCGCUCGUACCGCGAGCUGUUCCGCCGCCUGCAGGACUCGUCGGCGGCGCACGUGAGCGACGUCAAGUGCACGGCGGUGCCCUGGGGCGGCGCGUGGGAGGUCGAGAAGUGGCUCAAGGAGGAGCUCUAGACGAGCGGCCGGCGGUCGGGCGGUCCGAGCGGGCUCGAGACGUUAGAAAGGGCGGCAGGGCGCGUCGAUAUGCAGUGCUCUGUGUUCUGUGGCCC
Rhodotorula graminis WP1 is the source of this 868-nucleotide messenger RNA. RefSeq lists its product as uncharacterized. Lineage: Eukaryota; Fungi; Basidiomycota; Microbotryomycetes; Sporidiobolales; Sporidiobolaceae. The record is from RefSeq and is a predicted model, not a curated record. Bases 21 to 773 code for a protein of 250 amino acids. Gene Ontology annotation, molecular function: phosphatase activity. The transcript has 9 exons.